CCACGUGGUUACUACUUUGUUAUCAACCAUCCAUUGUUUUGGUCUUUCUGAAUGAUGGUACCAUUUGGUUUAGAACCAAUUUUGCAUUAAAUUGGUUCAACAGAGAAUCUUGUCAUCUUACUAAUCUAAAGUAACAACGUAAAUCAAUCAAAAUGGUUAAAGAACUGUACAGGGAAACGGCCGUCGCCAGGAAAAUAUCCCACGUUAGCUUUGGUCUGGACGGUCCUCAUGAAAUGCAAAAACAAGCUCAUAUGCAUGUUGUCGCUAAAAAUUUGUAUUCGCAAGACAGCAAUAGAACUCCAGUACCACAUGGAGUCCUGGAUAGAAGAAUGGGAACAAAUCAGAAAGAUGCAAAUUGUUCUACUUGUGGAAAAGGACUUAGUGACUGCAUUGGUCAUUAUGGAUUUAUCGAUCUCCAGUUACCAGUGUUCCAUAUUGGCUAUUUCCGAUGUGUUAUUAACAUUUUACAGACAAUAUGCAAGAACCCAUUGUGCGCUAGAGUUCUUUUGCCCGAUAAAGAACGCCAAGCAUAUUAUUCCAGGAUAAGGAACCCAAAUCUGUCAUAUUUGGUCAGGAAAUCUCUCAGGAAGCAGAUUCAGGCUCGGUGUAAAAAGUUCAGUGUCUGCCCUCAUUGUAGCAACAUCAACGGCGUCGUGAAAAAAUCCGGCCUGUUGAAAAUCACUCAUGAAAAAUACCGAAACAAAAAACCAAAUGAAAUGAUGCUGUUAGAGCUAGCCGAAAUUGCUAAAGACACAGAAUAUAGCAAAGAACUAACAAACAUUUAUCAAAGUGGUUAUACAUUGAAUCCUCAAGAAGUCCUUCAGCUUCUUGAAGCAAUCCCUACACAGGAUAUUCCACUACUUCUCAUGAACCAAAAUUUAUCUAAACCAGCUGAUCUCAUCUUAACUAGAAUACCUGUUCCUCCUCUUUGCAUUCGCCCUUCUGUCAUUUCUGAUAUCAAAUCAGGAACAAAUGAGGAUGACUUGACGAUGAAAUUAUCAGAAAUAGUAUUCAUUAACGAUGUGAUUAUGAAACACAAAUUAUCAGGUGCGAAGGCGCAAAUGAUAGCGGAAGAUUGGGAGUUUUUGCAGUUGCAUUGUGCAUUGUACAUAAACAGUGAAACCUCCGGGAUUCCAAUAAAUAUGCAACCUAAAAAAGCAACUAGAGGUAUAGUGCAAAGGUUGAAAGGAAAACAAGGAAGAUUCAGAGGCAAUCUGUCUGGAAAGAGAGUAGAUUUUUCAGCUCGUACUGUAAUUUCUCCAGACCCGAAUCUUCGGAUUGAAGAGGUUGGCGUUCCUGUUCAUGUUGCGAAAAUUCUUACUUUCCCGGAAAGAGUUCAGCCUGCUAACAAGGCCCUUCUCCGUAAACUCGUUUGUAAUGGUCCUGAUGUUCAUCCUGGUGCUAAUUUUGUCCAGCAGCAAGGGCAGACUUUCAAAAAGUUCCUUAAAUACGGCAAUAGGGGGAAAAUUGCACAGGAACUGAAAGAAGGUGAUAUCGUCGAGAGGCAUUUAAAAGACGGAGAUAUCGUAUUAUUCAACAGGCAGCCAAGUUUGCACAAACUGAGUAUCAUGUCCCACCGAGUCAAGGUGUUGGAACAUCGCACAUUCAGGUUUAAUGAAUGCGCAUGUACGCCGUACAAUGCUGAUUUUGAUGGGGACGAAAUGAAUCUCCAUUUACCUCAGACUGAAGAAGCUCGAGCCGAAGCUUUAAUUUUAAUGGGAAACAAAUCGAAUUUAGUCACUCCUCGAAAUGGUGAAUUGCUUAUUGCUGCCACACAAGAUUUUAUAACUGGAGCAUAUUUGCUAACCAAAAAAAGUGUGUUUUUCACUCACAGAGAAGCUUGCCAAAUAGCAUCUACUUUAAUCGCCGGUGAUGACAUUGACAUGCAAAUUGACCUCCCACCUCCUGCUAUUAUAAAACCUGCAAAAUUAUGGACAGGGAAACAAAUAUUUAGUCUUUUAAUUAAACCAAAUAAAAAAUGUAAAAUUCUUGCAAAUUUAAGAACUAAAGGGAGAGCGUACACCUCAGGGGAAGAAAUGUGCAUAAAUGACUCUUUUGUUAACAUAAGAAACUCUCAGUUACUGGCAGGGAUGAUGGACAAGUCAACGCUUGGCUCUGGAGGCAAAGCGAAUAUUUUCUACGUCCUUCUAAGAGAUUGGGGUGAAGAUGCUGCUACAACUGCGAUGUGGAGGUUAAGCAGGAUGGCAUCUUACUUUCUCAUGAAUAGGGGAUUUUCUAUUGGGAUCGGUGAUGUCACACCAAGCCACGGGCUGCUUAAAUUGAAACAAGAGCUUUUACACGCCGGAUAUACAAAGUGUAACGAGUACAUCGAGAGACAAGCUGCUGGGAAGCUACAGUCUCAACCUGGAUGUUCAGGCGAUGAAACUUUAGAAGCUGUAAUACUUAAAGAACUGUCAGUUAUUCGAGAUCGAGCAGGAAAAGCAUGCCUGAAAGAACUCGAUCCUUCAAACAGUCCAUUAACAAUGGCAUUAAGUGGUUCUAAAGGUUCUUUUAUUAAUAUAUCUCAGAUGAUUGCCUGUGUAGGACAACAGGCUAUAAGUGGAAAAAGAGUGCCUAACGGUUUUGAAGAUAGAGCUUUACCUCAUUUUGAACGCCACUCAAAAAUUCCAGCUGCCAAAGGUUUUGUUGAAAACAGUUUUUAUUCUGGGCUUACUCCAACCGAAUUCUUUUUCCACACUAUGGGUGGCCGAGAAGGUUUAGUUGAUACUGCUGUAAAAACAGCCGAAACUGGAUACAUGCAGAGAAGAUUGGUUAAGUCAUUAGAGGACUUGUGCCUUCAUUAUGACAUGACUGUCAGAAAUUCAAACGGAGAUAUUAUUCAGUUUUUGUACGGAGGCGAUGGAUUGGACCCGACUUAUAUGGAAGGUAACGGGCAACCGGUGGAACUUCAGAGAGUGUGGGAUAACAUCAAAGCUAAUUUUCCGUUUAGAAAUGAACCCCCUUUAAGUGCGACUGAUAUUAUUGAAGGGUCAAAUGUUUUGCUUUCCUCAUCUGAGUUUGACUGUUGUAGCGAAGAAUUUAAAACUCAACUAAGGGAUUUUGUCAAUAAACAAGCCAAACGGAGGGAAGGCGUCAAAGACGAGUGGCACCAAACAUGUCCAAUUUUGUUCCAAUUGGAACGUAUUACAUUAUCUCAGUUGGUACGUUUUUUCCAAGCUUGUAGAGACAAAUAUCUCUCAUCAAAAAUUGAACCAGGUACGGCUGUUGGAGCUUUAGCAGCUCAAAGUAUUGGUGAGCCGGGAACUCAAAUGACCCUAAAGACUUUUCAUUUUGCCGGGGUCGCCUCAAUGAACAUCACACAAGGAGUUCCUAGGAUAAAAGAGAUAAUAAAUGCCAGUAAGGCGAUCAGUACGCCGAUAAUAACAGCGCAUUUAGAAAAUGAUACCGACCCUGAAUUUGCCAGGGUUGUUAAAGGGAGAAUUGAAAAAACAGUAUUAGGGGAAGUGACUGAAUACAUUGAAGAAGUUUAUGUGCCACAUGACUGUUUCAUUUUAAUAAAAAUCGACAUAGAAAGGAUCAGACUGUUGAAGUUGGAAGUGGAUGCUGAAACAAUAAGAUUUAGCAUUUGUUCGUCUAAGCUUAAGUUGAAACCGAAUCAAGUAAUCGUCCAAACACCUGCAGUCAUCACAGUAAACCCUUCAGUCGGAAAAGAAAGCUUAGACCAUACUCUUAGAGCUUUGAAACAUAGCCUUUUGGAUGUUGUGAUCAAGGGUGUUCCAUUGGUGAAUCGAGCUGUGAUUCAUGAAGAAAAUAUAAACGGAGUGACUACAUAUAAACUGCUCGUUGAAGGUGACAAUCUGCGAGAUGUUAUGGGCACAAGAGGAGUUAAAGGGACACAUUGUAAAUCCAACAAUACAUAUCAAGUGUUUGCCACUCUUGGAAUUGAAGCUGCCAGAUCUACAAUAAUGUCAGAGAUUAAACUCGUUAUGGAAAACCAUGGUAUGUCAAUUGACCAUAGGCAUCCGAUGUUGGUUGCCGAUUUAAUGACAAGUAGAGGCGAGGUACUCGGAAUAACAAGGCAUGGCUUGGCUAAAAUGAAAGAAUCUGUUUUAAAUCUUGCCUCUUUUGAAAAAACUGCCGAUCAUUUGUUUGAUGCAGCGUAUUACGGGCAGACUGAUGCAAUUACUGGAGUUUCAGAGUCUAUUAUAAUGGGAAUUCCAAUGAACAUUGGCACUGGCCUGUUCAAACUUCUUCACAAGACUGAAGGUGAAAAAACUUUUGAAAAGAGGCCGUUGCUGUUUGAAGAUCCUGAAUUGCAUAUCAACACGCUGAAGGAUGUUUUAUAAAAAUAUUUUAAUUGUAAAUACAAUAAUUUAUUACUGCAUAUAUUAUUA
Messenger RNA from Cimex lectularius (bed bug), 4355 nucleotides. It is a transcript of the gene Polr3A, whose product is annotated as DNA-directed RNA polymerase III subunit RPC1. Gene Ontology annotation, molecular function: DNA-directed RNA polymerase activity; DNA binding. The record is from RefSeq and is a predicted model, not a curated record. Bases 153 to 4307 code for a protein of 1384 amino acids. Gene Ontology annotation, biological process: DNA-templated transcription. NCBI's taxonomy places the organism in Eukaryota, Metazoa, Arthropoda, Insecta, Hemiptera, Cimicidae. The transcript is spliced from 17 exons.